Messenger RNA from Pteronotus mesoamericanus, 5106 nucleotides. RefSeq names its product trafficking kinesin protein 1 (gene TRAK1). The record is from RefSeq and is a predicted model, not a curated record. The coding region runs from base 507 to 3062 and encodes 851 amino acids. Gene Ontology annotation, molecular function: myosin binding; GABA receptor binding. Gene Ontology annotation, biological process: protein targeting; neurogenesis; endosome to lysosome transport. NCBI's taxonomy places the organism in Eukaryota, Metazoa, Chordata, Mammalia, Chiroptera, Mormoopidae. Gene Ontology annotation, cellular component: mitochondrion; cytoplasmic vesicle; dendrite. The transcript is spliced from 16 exons.
GAAGCCCUGCUGGAGUGCCAGACCUAACGGGGGCCGUCUGCCCGACUGCGCCAGACUCCGGCAGCGGGACCCCCGAUGGCAGUGGGCACCUCCCCGUGAAACCUGCCAAGCUGGACGCCACAGCUCUGCACGACGACACUUCGGCCCACUCUGUGCCCUCCUCGGAGGUGUGCAGCCAUGCAGUCCUAGCCUGCAGCCCGGGCAUCCCUGAGGAGCACUAUGUGAGCGAGGCUGUGGAAGAUGCUCCCAGCUGCAGAGGGUACCGGGAUGCCUGUACCAUCACAGACGUGUGCAACAGCACCGACCUUCCGGAAGUCGAGAUCAUCAGCCUGCUGGAGGAGCAGCUGCCCCAUUAUAAGUUAAGAGCUGAUACCAUCUAUGGUUAUGACCACGACGACUGGCUCCACACGCCCCUCAUUUCUCCAGAUGCCAGCAUCGACCUCACAACCGAGCAGAUCGAGGAGACGCUGAAGUACUUCCUUUUAUGUGCUGAAAGAGUUGGCCAGAUGACUAAGACAUAUAAUGACAUUGAUGCUGUUACUCGGCUUCUUGAGGAGAAAGAGCGGGAUUUAGAAUUGGCUGCCCGGAUUGGCCAGUCGUUGCUGAAGAAGAACAAGACCCUCACCGAGAGGAACGAGCUUCUGGAGGAGCAGGUGGAGCACAUCAGGGAGGAGGUGUCUCAGCUCCGGCAUGAGCUGUCCAUGAAGGAUGAGCUGCUGCAGUUCUACACCAGCGCCGCAGAGGAGAGCGAGCCCGAGUCCGCCUGCUCCACCCCGUUGAAGAGGAAUGAGUCAUCUUCCUCCGUCCAGAAUUACUUUCAUCUGGAUUCUCUUCACAAGAAGCUGAAGGACCUCGAAGAGGAGAACGUCGUACUUCGAUCCGAGGCCUGCCAGCUGAAGACGGAGACCAUCACCUACGAAGAGAAGGAGCAGCAGCUGGUCAACGACUGCGUGAAAGAGCUGAGGGAUGCCAACGUGCAGAUUGCUAGUAUCUCUGAGGAACUGGCCAAGAAGACGGAAGAUGCCGCCCGCCAGCAGGAGGAAAUCACGCACCUGCUGUCGCAAAUAGUUGAUCUGCAGAAGAAGGCCAAAGCUUGCGCAGUGGAAAAUGAAGAACUCGUCCAGCACCUGGGGGCGGCCAAGGAUGCCCAGCGGCAGCUCACGGCCGAGCUGCGCGAGCUGGAGGACAAGUACGCAGAGUGCAUGGAGAUGCUGCACGAGGCGCAAGAGGAGCUCAAGAACCUGCGGAACAAGGCCAUGCCCAACACCACGUCGCGGCGCUACCACUCGCUGGGCCUGUUUCCCAUGGACUCCUUGGCAGCCGAGAUCGAGGGGACGAUGCGGAAGGAGCUGCAGUUGGAAGAACCCGAGUCACCAGACAUCGCCCACCAAAAGCGAGUCUUUGAGACUGUGAGAAACAUCAACCAGGUUGUCAAGCAGAGGUCUCUGACACCCUCCCCCAUGAACAUCCCUGGCUCCAAUCAGUCCUCGGCCAUGAACUCCCUCCUCUCCAGCUGUGUCAGCACCCCCCGGUCCAGCUUCUAUGGCAGUGACGUAGGCAAUGUCGUCCUGGACAACAAGACCAACAGCAUCAUCCUGGAAGCAGAGUCGGCCAACAUGGGAAACAACGAGCAGAGUAAGAAGCCUGGGACACCAGGCACCCCAGGCUCCCACGACCUGGAGACAGCACUGAGGCGGCUGUCCCUCCGCCGGGAAAACUACCUGUCGGAGAGGAAGUUCUUUGAGGAGGAGCAGGAAAGGAAGCUCAGGGAGCUGGCGGAGAAGGGCGAGCUGCUCAGUGGGGGCUCCCUCACGCCCACCGAGAGCAUCAUGUCCCUGGGCACGCACUCCCGCUUCUCUGAGUUCACCGGCUUCUCGGGCAUGUCCUUCAGCAGCCGCUCCUACCUGCCUGAGAAACUCCAGAUUGUGAAGCCACUGGAAGGUUCUGCCACCCUUCACCACUGGCAGCAGCUGGCCCAGCCUCACCUUGGGGGCAUCCUGGACCCCCGGCCCGGCGUGGUCACCAAGGGCUUCCGGACACUGGAUGUUGACCUGGAUGAAGUGUACUGCCUUAACGACUUUGAAGAAGACGACACAGGUGACCACAUUUCCCUCCCGGGCCUAGCUACCUCCACGCCAGUGCAGCACCCAGAGACCUCAGCACACCACCCUGGGAAGUGCAUGUCACAGACCAACUCCACCUUCACCUUCACCACCUGUCGCAUCCUGCAUCCUUCGGACGAGCUCACGCGGGUCACGCCAAGCCUUAACUCGGCCCCAACUCCAGCUUGUGGCAGCGCCAGCCACUUGAAGUCCACACCCGUGGCCACGCCGUGCACUCCCCGGAGACUGAGCCUGGCCGAGUCCUUCACCAACAUCCGCGAGUCCACAACCACCAUGAGCACGUCCCUGGGGCUCGUGUGGCUGCUGAAGGAACGGGGCAUCUCCGCGGCCGUGUAUGACCCCCAGAGCUGGGACAGGGCCGGCCGGGGCUCCCUCCUGCACUCCCACACCCCCAGGAUGGCCGUGAUCCCCUCCACCCCGCCCAACUCGCCCAUGCAGACGCCCACGUCUUCCCCGCCCUCCUUUGAGUUCAAGUGCACGAGCCCUCCCUAUGACAACUUCCUGGCUUCCAAGCCGGCCAGCUCCAUCCUGAGGGAGGUGAGGGAGAAGAAGAGCGUCCGCAGCAGUGAGAGUCAGACAGACGUGUCUGUCUCCAACCUCAACCUCGUGGACAAAGUCAGGAGGUUUGGCGUGGCCAAAGUGGUGAACUCAGGGCGAGCCCACGUCCCCACCUUGACUGAGGACCAGGGACCUCUCCUCUGCGGGCCCCCCGGCCCAACACAGGCCCUUGUCCCUGGCGGUCUGGGACCCGAGGGUCUGCCGCUCGGAUGCCCCACUGUCACGAGUGCCAUUGGCGGGCUACAGCUCAACAGUGGCAUCCGACGGAAUCGCAGCUUCCCCACCAUGGUGGGCUCCAGCAUGCAGAUGAAGGCCCCUGUGACUCUCACCUCGGGCAUCUUGAUGGGUGCUAAGCUCCCCAAACAAACUAGCCUGCGGUGAGGGUGGGAGGGGGGCCCUUCCUCGGAGGAGACCAAUCUUGCCCUGCCUCCCUCACUUCCCCCUGCACUGCAUUCUCUCCCUCUUCCCUCCUCGACCAUCCCCUCCCAGCUAGACAAAUCAACCUCGUGCCUAAGGGGGGGAGAGUGGAGACUUUGUAAAGUGUGUACAUAGGACUUGGAGGCCUGUAUCUGACCUGCCCUUUCUUCAGAUCCCACGGGAAAUGCCCAGCAUGGUCCUUGCUCUCAUGAGGACUUCACCUGUGCUCACCUGGGGGCAGGGCAGGCAGGUGUCCUUUUCUCCCUCUGUCCUUUGAGAGGCACUGAAACUCCCCAGGGCAUUCUUAUCCCAUGGAUAGGAAACCAGGGGGAUCGUGGCUGGCAGCCAGGGUGCACAUCGUGGGCUGUAGCGCGGCCCGGGGCACAACCCCCCUCCCCUGCCCGUAUCACUGGGUUCCUUGCCUCGCCCGCACUGUAAGAGCGUAAGGGACCUCUGUCCACAGCCUCGUGCAGCUGCCGUAGCUUUCAGGACUGGAGAGCUGCUCUUUCUUACGGGUGGUCCAGCUUCUUCAAGACCUUCCUUACUCUGCCUCAGUGGAUGGUCGCUUCUUCCUGAAGUGUGACUUCUUUCUUUGCCUUCAACCUGAGGUCAUCCUGCAGUGUUUUGCAAUCAGCUGUCAGCCCAGACACCUGACCUGAAAGAACGUGUUUACACUCCCGCUGAACUGUCCCGCAGCCCCUGUGGGCUGUGUGUGCCCUGUUUUAUUUUUCUAUGUUUUAUAGGCAGGGCAGUAAUCGUACUAGAUGGGAAGUCACAGCGUAUGUUCUCUCUGUGGUUCUGACACCAAAAUACAAGCAGCAAACACAACCGAGCCGCUAAGGAGAUAGCAGUUUAUUUCUGGGGCCCAGUGGCACAGCCAAGUUGAGUAAGACCAGACCCAAGAUAACUUCAACGACAGCAUUAAGAGGAAGGGGGACAGGGGAAAAGGUUGAGAAUGAAAUGUCUUAACAGUCAAAGGAAAAAAAACCACAGCCCAACGUAACAACGCCCAACUGGUUCACGGGAGAAACGAGGCUUUGGCCUUCCGCUGGGUCCGGUCCUGACUCCAGACCCCGAGUCUGGUCCACACGCUUUCUCUUCCGUGGUCUCUCGUGGCAGCCAUGCAAAGCCCCCACGUUUUGCCCUCUAGUUUUAGAACAGAGCAGUCACACAAGCUAUUUCCUUCCCCUCAAAGCCUCCCAGGGCCACUUUUUAUCCUUAGGGAAAGAGAGAGGCGCUCGUGAGACGAACACAGAUGAGCAAGGGGGCCCAGCCCGGUUGCUGUUGUCGAACUCAGUUUUGAACUUUUAUUUAUUAUUUAUGUGUGCUGUACUUCGAACAAACAUCCUCUCUCCAGCUCCAGCCACAGCGUGUCUGUGGCAUUCCAGCCUCAGCGGAUCAUUUAUUUAUUCUAACCCGAAGACUGCAUUGGACAUCGCAGCGUUCUGUGGCCGCUUGCUCCCAGCAUCGAUGGAAGGGUACCAUCCCGUGCACAUGAAAUCGCCGUUUGGCGUCCCCCAUUCCCCGCCCCCCGGGCCAAGGACGUGUCCUUCAAUGGAGGGAGUAUGACCUUAUGUCUACCGAAGACACUUUAAGGAAGUCCCUGGGAGGGAGCCUCACUCCCACUACUUCAGACGAUUUAUUCUGUGAACACGAGGGUGUUGGUCCAUUAUGUUUUCAACACUCCUUGUGGUUGCCAGUGUGCACUCGCUGCAAGGAGCGUGUAACUUUUUAUUUGAAUGUAUUUUAAAGCAGUAGGUAGCUUAACAAAGAAACAUGGAAACCAUGGAUUGAAUGGACCACUUGUGUUCAGAGAGGAGCCUCCCAUCAUCACAAAGGAAAUACCAGUGUACAAAUCAGCAAUUCGGAGAUUGCAGUAUUUAGCAUAGUAAAUAAAUGAUCAACAUCGGGCAACCACUAUCAAAAAGUGUGUUGUAAUGCAUCAAAAAUCAACAAUAAAAAUUUUAUUUGCUAAUGAAUAUCAAUAAAAUAAGUUCAAAUGAUGGAA